Elephantulus edwardii (Cape elephant shrew) is the source of this 2565-nucleotide messenger RNA. RefSeq names its product kinesin family member 18B (gene KIF18B). Gene Ontology annotation, molecular function: microtubule binding; ATP binding; microtubule motor activity. The record is from RefSeq and is a predicted model, not a curated record. NCBI's taxonomy places the organism in Eukaryota, Metazoa, Chordata, Mammalia, Macroscelidea, Macroscelididae. Gene Ontology annotation, biological process: microtubule-based movement. The transcript has 15 exons. Bases 7 to 2565 code for a protein of 852 amino acids.
GUUGCCAUGGUGAUGGCGGUGGAGGAUAGCACGGUGCAGGUGGUGGUGCGCGUCAGACCCUCAACCCCACGGGAGCUGGAGAGUCAACGACGGCCCGUGGUGCAGGUGGUGGAUGAGCGGGUGCUGGUAUUUGAUCCUGAAGAGUCUGAUGGGGGAUUCCCUGGCCUGAAAUGGAGCGGCACGCACGAUGGCCCCAAGAAGAAGGGCAAAGACCUGAAGUUUGUCUUUGACCGAGUCUUUGGUGAGACGGCCACCCAACAGGAUGUGUUCCAGUACACCACCCACAGCAUCCUGGACGGCUUCCUCCAGGGCUACAACUGCUCAGUGUUCGCCUAUGGAGCCACGGGGGCUGGGAAGACACACACCAUGCUGGGCAGGGAGGGGGACCCUGGCAUCAUGUACCUGACCACCAUGGAGCUGUACCGGCGUCUCGAGGCCCGCCAGGAGGAGAAGCAGUUUGAGGUGCUCAUCAGCUACCAGGAGGUGUACAAUGAGCAGAUCCACGACCUCCUGGAGCCCAAGGGGCCCCUUGCCAUCCGUGAGGACCCCGACAAGGGGGUGGUCGUGCAAGGCCUUUCCUUUCACCAGCCAACCUCAGCUAAGCAGCUGCUUGAGAUGCUGACCCGGGGCAACCGCAACCGCACGCAGCACCCCACCGAUGCCAACGCGACAUCCUCCCGCUCCCACGCCAUCUUCCAGAUCUUUGUGAAGCAGCAGGACCGGGUUCCAGGACUGACCCAGGCCCUGCAGGUGGCCAAGAUGAGCCUGAUUGACCUGGCUGGCUCGGAGCGGGCGUCCAGCACCCAUGCAAAGGGCGAGAGGCUGCGGGAGGGUGCCAACAUCAACCGCUCGCUGCUGGCACUCAUCAAUGUCCUCAACGCCCUGGCCGACGCAAAGGGCCGCAAGACCCACGUGCCCUACCGAGACAGCAAGCUGACCCGCCUGCUCAAGGACUCCCUCGGGGGCAAUUGCCGCACAGUGAUGAUCGCCGCCAUCAGCCCCUCCAGCCUGACCUACGAGGACACUUACAACACCCUCAAGUAUGCUGACCGGGCCAAGGAGAUCAAGUUCUCGCUGAAGAGCAAUGUGGUCAGCCUGGACUGUCACAUCAACCAGUACGCCACCAUCUGCCAACAGCUGCAGGCCGAGGUGACCACCCUGAGAGAGAAGCUCCAGCUGUACGAGGCAGGAGCCCGGACCUCACAACAGGAGCCCACACCAUUCCCCAAAUUGGCCCCGCUGCAACCACACCUUCCUGAUACUCUCUCACCAUCCCACCUUCCCAGCCAGCCUUGCACCCCAGAGCUUCACCCAGGGCCUGGUAUCCUUCAAGAAGACAGCUUGAAAACUGUGCCCCCGAUAGAGAGGGCUGGGAAAGAGAAGUCCCCAGACCAGGAAGAACCCCCAAAGGACAAGGAUGAAGGACCAGCCAAGCAGGUUCUCAUCCCGAUGGCAGAGCAGAGCCUCAGAAACCCAUUUCCAGGGUCCCCUGGCCUGCGCCAGCCCACGCCAGCCAAGGACAGGGAUUAUUACAAGCAGUUGGCCCUGAAGGUGCUAUGCCUGGCCCAGCGGCAGUACUCCCUGCUCCAAGCAGCCAACCUCCUGACCUCGGACAUGAUUGCGGAGUUUGAGGCCCUCCAGCAGCUGGUGCAAGAAGGAAAGGCUGAGCCCCAAACGGUGGCUUCCAGGUCCCCUAGCCUGGCCAGUGGAGCGCCUCUGGCUCAGGAGCUGUGUUCACAGUCAAAAUCUCCAGGAUACUCUGGCCCUGUGACCCGGACCAUGGCAAAGCAACUGAGUGGCCUUAUGUCCACUCUGGGGAUCCCACCUGGGCUUGACUGCACCCCAGUCCAGGCACCACAACGCCGCGCAAGGAAAAAGAAGAGGAAACUGAGCCCCUCGGAGCCACGAAGUCCCCCAGCCCCUAAGUUGGGCACCAAGCGCCAGCACCAGUCAUUCCAGCCCUAUAUGGGGAGGGGUGCUCUGCCUGACAUCGAGCCAGCACUGGGACCCUGCAUCCCCAAAGCGAGAAGGACCUCCUCUCCCUGCCGAACCCCUCGCUUCUGCCCAGCCACAGUCAUCAAAAGCCGGGUGCCCUUGGGUCCUUCUGCCCUGCAGAACUGUUCCACACCCCUGGCCCCUCCCGCUCGGGACCUCAACACCACCUUUGAUCUCUCAGAGGAGCCCCCUGCCAAGCUGGCUUUCCCUGGAUGCCUUAGCGAGGGGAACAUCGCCCUGGAGCUGGACAGGCUGGAGCAGCCCUUCAUCUCCAGCGGACCUGGGUUCCUGUUCACUAUGAAAGGCCCCAAACAAGCUUCUUCCCUCCCUGGGACUGUGACCUACAAGAAAAAAGGUGUCAGCUCCUCCACUUCACGUUCCCUGAGAGGGGUCCGGGGCCGCAGCCGCAUUGCUCGUCUCCCCAGCAGCAUCCUGAAGAGGCCAGCUGGGCCUUUUGCAAUCCCAGAGCGUCCCUCAAGUCCCUGUUGCCCUGGUGACCAGAGGAACCAGAGGGAACUAGGAAUAGGGGGAGCGCCAUUGGCUGGGAACUGCGUCGCCAAGGUGUCCUGA